Rattus norvegicus (Norway rat) is the source of this 1715-nucleotide messenger RNA. It is a transcript of the gene Caps, whose product is annotated as calcyphosine. The record is from RefSeq and is a predicted model, not a curated record. NCBI's taxonomy places the organism in Eukaryota, Metazoa, Chordata, Mammalia, Rodentia, Muridae.
AUGCACAGACCUACUUGGAGCUCCACCCCAGGACUGAGGACACAAACAGGCCAGGUGAAUGCCUUCACUCCCAGCAACACUAGCACUUCUGGCCUGGGUAGUCCCCCUCCAUUUAACCCCAUUGUGAUCCCCAGAUUUUUCCACUGCCUGGACAAGGAUGGCAGCCAGUCCCUGGAUGCAGGGGAGCUGAGGCCGGGCCUGUCACAGCUGGGGCUGGAGGUGGGCAAGGCAGAGGCUCUGUGCAGGCACUGGGACUGUGAUGGCAGUGGACCCUGGACCUGGAGUUCCUACAGGUGCUACAGGUGAGGCUGGUCUCAGUGACUGAAGGGCUGGUGUGGGGUGCUGACACUUGCCCAGACUCAGGAAGCUGUCAUUGUAGCUGCCUCUGCCAAGCUGGACCAGACUGGGGAUGGUGUGGUGACCACAUGAGGGGUGUACAGUGGUCAGGCUCUCCCCAAGGUGUACAGUGGAGAGUGGACAAAGGAUGAGGUCCUCCACCAAUUCCUCUACAAUUUUGACACUUUUGAGAAGGAUGGGCAGGUGUGUGUGUGUCUACCUGAUGCCUCCUCCCCAGAGCAGUGUCCUUGGCCUGGGUCUCCCUCAACCUGCUGCAACUCACAGUCUGCCCAUCCGCAGGUCACAUUACCUGAGUUCCAAGACUACUACAGCAGACUCAGCACCUCAAUGGAAGACCCAGAGUUUGUAGCCAUGGUGAGCAGCACCUGGCACCUCUGACAUAGCUGCCCUCACCCGCCUAAUAGCUGCACUUAGCCUAGUCCCUUUCCACCUGCCACCCUCUGCCACCACUGUCCCAGGGUACCCCAACUAGAAAGAGGGAGGGGGAUGUGUGAGAACGGAGGUUGAAGAACCGGCUGGACCAGGUCUCUGGCAGGGCCACCCACAGGCCUAGCAAUGGCUGGAUUGAUUACUGACCCCAUCAGGGGCCUCCAUGGCUAAAUCCAGCCUGUCUGGCUGCCAGGUGCAAAAGAGUCUGGGGCUUUAGUUAAAAGUUUUAAUGCAGUUCUCAAAUACAUUUCAUAUGACAAUCUUACAUAAAUGUUCCAAAACACAUGGGUGACGUCUGGAUUCACUUGUCACUGGCUGGCUAAGGCUGGAAGCAGUGUGGCCCACCUGCUAGGCAGCCUCUGGUGUCCUUGCUGGCUCCCCGGGAGUGGCCAGGCCAGAGGUGGGACCACACAGUCCACAGGAUGGUCAGUCACCUCAGGGCUGUGCUAUGCUAAGGGUGACCCCGGUGGUUCAGGUUGGCAGGCAAGAGGGCAGAAAGUCUCCUGGCUCCAAAACCUUCAUCCAGACAGGUGUUCUCAGGACCCAACUUACGGAGCCCCUGUGUGGGCUGGGCACCACCCAGAAGAGCGUCAAGUCAGCUCAGCCCGAGUGUAGCUUCACUCGACCUGGGGAGCCAAGCCACCAGAGAACAAGAGGCAGCUGCCACUUAGGCCUGGCAGAGGAAAGCCGAGCAGGCAGCAGGUCACUCAGCAGAAUGCUGAGCUCAGACUUCUCACUGUCACUGCCCAGGGAGGGAUGGUCACCACGAAGCUGUGACAAGUGUCAAUGUGCCAUUUCGAUCGGACGAAGGCGGGGAACGUUCUUUCUGCUCAUCAAUAUGAUGAGGUCUGAGUCCCAAGCCGCAUCCUGGCGUCCCCGUCUGCUGCAGAGGGGACACUCGGAUCCAGCCUGUGGCCACCCCGGCAAUA